Molecule: messenger RNA, 3108 nt
Organism: Wyeomyia smithii (pitcher-plant mosquito)
Lineage: Eukaryota; Metazoa; Arthropoda; Insecta; Diptera; Culicidae
Exons: 4
Coding region: 1-3108 (1035 amino acids)
Biological process (GO): DNA integration
Molecular function (GO): nucleic acid binding
Source: RefSeq, a predicted model, not a curated record
AUGGAUGACAGCUCAGGAGUCGUUGAUCGGAAAAAAUGUAGUGGCGUAGUUUUCCUAGAUUUGUCUAAAGCUUUUGACACUAUCAAUCAUGAUAUGCUAUUGAAGAAGCUGGAAGCGUACGGUGUACGAGGUCUUCCGAAUGACUUUAUCCGUAGCUACUUGUCGAACCGUCAACAACAAGUAGUAAUCCCUGGCGGUAAAAGCGACUUCCGUGAUGUCAGCUGUGGUGUCCCUCAAGGUAGCAACAUUGGACCUCUGUUCUUACUCGUCUAUGUGAACGAUAUUGCAGAACUCAAGUUGAACGGAACCUCUCGCUUGUUUGCUGACGACACAGCAAUUUCGUAUGCUGGAUCAACUGCAGGACAUGUGAUAUCCGAUAUAACACAAGAUCUACAACGAGUGGUUGCUUACUUGGAGAACAACCUGCUGGCUCUCAAUUUAAGUAAAACCAAAAUGAUGAUCUUCAGUACACUCAAGCAUGAAAGAUCAACGCAUCAACAGCUAGUAGUUAAUGAUAGGAAGGAACAUCUUUUCAGUUCGCCAUUCCGGGGGGAUGUUAAAGGCAUAAUCAAGCACUUUGUAGCAGCGGCUGCUAAAGAACUCAACGACAAACGAACCUACCAUUCGUCUGUUGGAAAGCUACAGGUAAACUUCCUUAUCUUCAGUUCCUGCGAACAAUCGUGUGUUCGGGCUUUAGCGGUUACCUACGGUUUAGCACCAUCGUCAUUUCUAGCCACCAGGACGUUAAAGCAGCUAGCAGACGAUGAAGGAGAAUCGUUUCCACUAGCCGCAGAAAAAUUAAAACACAGUUUUUAUAUGGAUGAUUUUAUUAGUGGAGCGUCGGACGUUAAAACUGCAUCCCAACUUUGUACACAAAUGGUCGAGUUGCUUAGUUUGGGCGGUUUCCGUUUGAGAAAAUGGUGCUGCAAUUUUCCCGAAGUUCUGGCUGACUUACCAUCCGAAUAUAUUAACACACAAUUUGCCAGAUCAUUCGACGCGGAGGAGGCUGUAAAGACACUGGGAAUCAGUUGGGAACCCACAUCUGAUGUACUCCGAUUUGAUUUAGGCACGCAUACAAUUGUAGAGCCGAUUACAAAACAAAGCAUUUUAUCCGUGAUAGCUCGUUUAUACGAUCCACUUGGAUUGAUAGCCCCGAUCGUGGUUCGAGCGAAGGUGCUGAUGCAGCAUUUGUGGACGUUAGCUAUAGACUGGGAUGAAGAGGUUCCAGUAGACGUCCAGUUUUCAUCAGUAUGGUUUUGGUCGGAUUCGAUGGUGGUACUUCAUUGGCUGCGUAUGUCACCACACACUUGCAAGACCUUUGUAGCAAAUAGAAUAGCAGAAAUUCAGGAGUUAACCCAUAAUGCGAAAUGGUUGCAUGUGCCUGGAAAAAAUAACCCAGCGGAUUUAGUAUCCCGUGGUUUGUCAGUAGGAGAAUUAGUGAACAGCAAACUUUGGAAAUAUGGACCUGAAUGGUUGCAUGAGGGGGAGGGACAUUGGCCCAAGCAAGAAUUGGAAGCCUUCACCACACCACCAGAUGAAAUUCCUGAACGAAAAGCCGCUAUCUUUGUUAUUCAAACAGUAGUUUCAAGCGACACAUUGAUAAACCGUUUUUCCUCCUUUCAUCGUAUGAUACGAGUCAUUGCAUAUUGCUUACGCUUUGUCCGCAGGUGCAAAGGUGGAAAUUUAGCAGACUCCGUUGUACUUUCCGUUGAUGAACCUAAUGUUGCCAAAACCACUUUGAUAAAAUUAGUACAAAGAGAAGCCUUUGGGGAUGAAAUCAAGCAAUUGGCAGCAGGUAAACAAUUGUUUAAAAGGUCCAGCCUCAGACUUCUAAACCCAUUUUUGGAUAUGGCUGGUGUGAUACGAGUUGGUGGCCGGCUCAGACUUUCGGAUGAAGGAUACGUUUGUAAGCACCUAAUACUACUACCUGGAUUUCAUUACUUUACUCGUUUACUAUUGAUGUCAAUCCAUUUGAAAACCUUACAUGGGGGAGUUUCGCUCACACUUGCAGUCACUCGUAAUGAAUUUUGGCCUACUAAUGGUAGGCGAGCAGUGCGUAACACGAUUCAUAAAUGCUAUCGCUGCAUUCGUGCGAAUCCUCAACCGAUAAAACAAUCUAAAGGGCAAUUGCCACAUGCCCGUGUCAGUCCUAGUCGCCCAUUUUCCAUCACUAGAAUCGAUUAUUGCGGACCAGUUUUUGUUAAAACUCCGGGUCGGAAAGCAUCCCCGAUUAAAGCUUAUACAGCAAUAUUCGUGUGUUUUAGCACUAAGGCUGUGCAUAUCGAGUUAGUGGGUGAUUUAAGCACAGCAUCCUUCAUGUACGCACUUAGACGCUUCAUUGCCAGACGUGGCUGCCCGCAACAGAUUUUUUCGGACAAUGGUACAAAUUUCGCCGGUGCUAAAAAUGAACUGCAUGGCCUGUAUCGAAUGCUCAAGAACCGUACCGAAAAUAACCGUAUCGCAAAUAGUCUCGCAACGGGGGGAAUCACUUGGCAUACUAUACCACCACGUGCGCCAAACUUUGGCGGCCUAUGGGAGGCUGCUGUGAAGGUGGCGAAAACGCAUCUCCGUAGUCAACUGGGAUAUACAACACUAUACUAUGAGGAUUUGGUGACGAUAUUAACCCAAAUUGAGGGCUGUAUGAACUCUCGGCCACUAGCCCCUUUGUCUGAAGAUCCCAAUGACAUGGAAGUUAUUACACCGAGUCACUUUCUUAUCGGUUCAUCUUUACUAAACCGCUUUCAGUUCGUGCAACAAAGAGUGCAACAAUUUUGUUGCCGCUGGAGAAGCGAAUACCUGAAGGAGCUUCAGCGACAAUCCUACAUAAAUCCGGAAAAGGUUAACCUCAAGGUUAGUCAACUGGUGAUUCUGAAGGAUCAACUUAUGCCACCCACUCAAUGGCCAUUGGCGCGUAUUGAAGCGCUUUAUCCUGGGCGAGAUAAUAUUUCUCGAGUUGUACUGCUGAGAACAUCAUCUGGAAUAUUUAAAAGAUCAUCGUGCAAGGUGUGUCCGUUACCUUGUGCAUUCGACGAGUAUGACGAAACCAGCGCAACCCCCAACCAUGCUGGAGACGUCGCGGAUUCUUCGGAGCAAGCAGUUUAUAAUUAG